Messenger RNA from Penicillium psychrosexuale, 945 nucleotides. RefSeq lists its product as uncharacterized. NCBI's taxonomy places the organism in Eukaryota, Fungi, Ascomycota, Eurotiomycetes, Eurotiales, Aspergillaceae. The record is from RefSeq and is a predicted model, not a curated record. The coding region runs from base 1 to 945 and encodes 314 amino acids. The transcript is spliced from 3 exons.
AUGAACAGAACAAUCUUACUACGGCACUAUAUUCGGUACUUCAUCAGCUAUUCAGCUAGCAGCCUCAUCUAUUACAAUAUACCAUUCCGGCCUAGGAAAAGAAUGGGGGGACACUCCGACAAGAAACGAUUUGCAUAUUCGAUACACAAUGAAUAUUGUGAAACGGAUCAGCGCCGAUUAAUUGAAAAGCUUAAAGCGUUUCAUCGCCAGCCAUCUUCAUCAACAGAGGAAACCUAUUUGAAAUUCCUGGUCACCAGUCGUCCCUACGAUCAUAUACAGGACCACUUUCGAGCAAUCACCGAUUCAUUCCCACAUAUACAUAUCAAGGGGAAGGAGCAGAAUGAUCAAAUUCAUAAUAAGAUUGAUCUAGUACUACACCUAGCCAUUAAUAAUAUCCGCAAUACCUUCAAAAACAGCCUUCGGCCUACAGAGGAUUGGAUCACACUGAUUCCGCCUUCUGUGAAUACAGUAUAUGAGAAGAUACUCUGUCGAGUCCCAGCCGAUCUAAUAGAUAGAGUCAAGAAGAUCCUAGAGAUCAUCGUAGCGGCACAGCGUCCUCUGACCAUAAGAGAGAUAGCUAUGGCAUUAGGAAUUGCUACUAGCUCAGGAUCACUAACAACCAAACAGGCUGGGCUAGAUCCAAUUAGUUUAGACAGCAAGCUUCGGCGAUGGUACGGCCUAUUUAUCUUUACAAACAACACGAAAAUCUAUCUUAUCUAUCAAACAGCCAGAGAAUUUCUCAUAGCGAAGAAAAAUUCCAGCAAUCUCAAUUCUGUAUACUGGAACAGCCUGACUGAUACGGAAGAUCAGAUGGCUGAGAUUUAUUUGAGAUACUUAUUGAUAGAGGAUUUAGAAUAUGAUGAAGAUGACUCGCGCCCCUAUACUCGAAGUUUCUUAGAAUAUUCAGCAGCACAUUGGCCUGAUCACAUACGAAAGAGGGUUUGA